Messenger RNA from Choloepus didactylus (southern two-toed sloth), 4782 nucleotides. RefSeq names its product adenylate cyclase 6 (gene ADCY6). Gene Ontology annotation, biological process: cAMP biosynthetic process; intracellular signal transduction; adenylate cyclase-activating G protein-coupled receptor signaling pathway. NCBI's taxonomy places the organism in Eukaryota, Metazoa, Chordata, Mammalia, Pilosa, Megalonychidae. The coding region runs from base 121 to 3705 and encodes 1194 amino acids. Gene Ontology annotation, molecular function: adenylate cyclase activity. Gene Ontology annotation, cellular component: plasma membrane. The record is from RefSeq and is a predicted model, not a curated record. The transcript has 22 exons.
GGCACGGCCGGGACGCGCGGGCACCGAGAAGGACCACGGGACGGCCGGCCGGCCGGCCGGAGCCCGCGGGGGCGGCGGGGCGGGGGCCACGGGGAGCUGCCGACCCCGGCGGGCAGCAGCAUGUCAUGGUUUAGUGGCCUCUUGGUCCCCAAAGUGGAUGAACGGAAAACAGCCUGGGGUGAACGCAAUGGGCAGAAGCGCCUGCGCCGCGGGACUCGGACCAGAGGCUUCUGCACGCCCUGCUAUAUGAGCUGCCUCCGGGAUGCAGAGCCACCCAGCCCCACCCCUGCAGUCCCCCCUCGGUGCCCUUGGCAGGAUGAGGCCUUCAUCCGGAGGGGUGGCCCAGGCAGGGGCACGGAGCUGGGGCUGCGGGCAGUUGCCCUGGGCUUUGAGGACACCGAGGUGGCCGUGGCGUCAGAGGGGGCCCCUGAUGUGGCACCUGGGAACAGGCGCUCCUGCUGGCACCGCCUUGUGCAGGUGUUCCAGUCGAAGCAGUUCCGCUCUGCCAAGCUGGAGCGCCUGUACCAGCGGUACUUCUUCCAGAUGAACCAGAGCAGCCUGACGCUGCUGAUGGCGGUGCUCGUGCUGCUCACAGCUGUGCUGCUGGCCUUCCACGCAGCACCUGCCCCCCUCCAGCCUGCCUAUGUGGCCCUGCUGGCCUGUGCCGCCGCCCUCUUCGUGGCACUCAUGGUGGUGUGCAACCAACACAGCUUCCGCCAGGACUCCAUGUGGGUGGUGAGCUACGUGGUGCUGGGCAUCCUGGCAGCCGUGCAGGUCGGGGGGGCCCUGGCAGCCACCCCCCACAGUCCCUCCGUAGGCCUCUGGUGCCCUGUGUUCUUCGUCUACAUCACCUACACGCUCCUGCCCAUCCGUAUGCGGGCAGCCGUCUUCAGCGGCCUGGGCCUCUCCACCCUGCACUUGAUCUUGGCCUGGCAACUCAACCGUGGGGAUGCCACCCUCUGGAAACAGCUUGGUGCCAACAUGCUGCUGUUCCUCUGCACCAACGUCAUUGGCAUCUGCACACACUACCCCGCUGAGGUAUCUCAGCGCCAGGCCUUUCAGGAGACCCGCGGUUACAUCCAGGCCCGGCUGCACCUGCAGCGUGAGAAUCGGCAGCAGGAGCGGCUGCUGCUGUCGGUGUUGCCCCAGCACGUUGCCAUGGAGAUGAAAGAAGACAUCAACACAAAAAAAGAAGACAUGAUGUUCCACAAGAUCUACAUCCAGAAGCAUGAUAACGUCAGCAUCCUGUUUGCAGACAUCGAGGGCUUCACCAGCCUGGCAUCCCAGUGCACCGCGCAGGAGCUGGUCAUGACCCUGAAUGAGCUCUUUGCCCGGUUUGACAAGCUGGCCGCGGAAAAUCACUGCCUGAGGAUCAAGAUCUUAGGGGACUGUUACUACUGUGUGUCCGGGCUGCCGGAGGCCCGGGCCGACCAUGCCCACUGCUGUGUGGAGAUGGGGGUGGACAUGAUCGAGGCCAUCUCGCUGGUGCGCGAGGUGACAGGUGUGAAUGUGAACAUGCGUGUGGGCAUCCACAGCGGGCGUGUUCACUGCGGAGUCCUUGGCCUGCGGAAAUGGCAGUUCGAUGUGUGGUCCAAUGAUGUGACCCUGGCCAACCACAUGGAGGCAGGGGGCCGAGCCGGCCGCAUUCACAUCACUCGGGCCACGCUGCAGUACCUCAAUGGGGACUACGAGGUGGAGCCAGGCCGCGGUGGGGAGCGCAAUGCCUACCUCAAGGAGCAGCACAUCGAGACCUUCCUCAUCCUGGGCGCCAGCCAGAAGCGGGUCAGGGCCCAGAAAGAAGAGAAGGCCAUGCUGGCCAAGCUGCAGCGGGCGCGCGCCAACUCCAUGGAGGGGCUGAUGCCACGCUGGGUGCCUGACCGCGCCUUCUCCCGGACCAAGGACUCCAAGGCUUUCCGCCAGAUGGGCAUUGAUGAUUCCAGCAAAGACAACCGGGGUGCUCAAGACGCCCUGAACCCUGAGGACGAGGUAGACGAGUUCCUGGGCCGUGCCAUUGAUGCUCGCAGCAUCGAUCAGCUCCGCAAGGACCAUGUGCGCCGGUUCCUGCUUACCUUCCAGAGAGAGGAUCUUGAGAAGAAGUACUCACGGAAGGUGGACCCCCGCUUUGGAGCCUAUGUCGCCUGUGCCCUGUUGGUCUUCUGCUUCAUCUGCUUCAUCCAGCUCCUCAUCUUCCCACACUCAACCCUGAUGCUUGGGAUCUAUGCUGGCAUCUUUCUCCUGUUGCUGAUCACCGUGCUGGUCUGUGCCGUGUACUCCUGUGGCUCUCUGUUCCCUAAGGCCCUGCAACGACUGUCUCGCAGCAUCGUCCGCUCUCGGGCUCACAGCACCGCGGUUGGCAUCUUUUCGGUCCUACUUGUCUUCACCUCUGCCAUCGCCAACAUGUUCACCUGUAACCACACCCCCAUACGGACCUGUGCAGCUCGGAUGCUGAAUUUAACACCUGCCGACAUCACUGCCUGCCACCUACUGCAGCUCAAUUACUCUCUCGGCCUGGAAGCUCCCCUGUGUGAGGGCACCGCACCCACCUGCAGCUUCCCCGAGUACUUCGUUGGGAACGUGCUGCUGAGUCUCUUGGCCAGCUCUGUCUUCCUGCACAUCAGCAGCAUUGGAAAGUUGGCCAUGAUCCUUGUCCUGGGGCUCAUCUACUUGGUGCUGCUUCUGCUGGGGCCCCCGGCCACCAUCUUUGACAACUAUGACUUACUGCUUGGCGUCCAUGGCCUGGCUUCUUCCAAUGAGACCUUUAAUGGGCCAGACUGCCCAGCUGCAGGCAGGGUGGCGCUCAAAUAUAUGACUCCGGUGAUUCUGCUGAUGUUUGCGCUGGCACUGUAUCUGCAUGCCCAGCAGGUGGAGUCAACUGCCCGCCUGGACUUCCUCUGGAAACUGCAGGCAACAGGGGAGAAGGAAGAGAUGGAAGAGCUCCAGGCAUACAACCGGCGGCUGCUGCACAACAUUCUGCCCAAAGACGUGGCUGCACACUUCCUGGCCCGGGAGCGCCGGAAUGAUGAACUCUACUAUCAGUCGUGUGAGUGUGUGGCUGUCAUGUUUGCCUCCAUUGCCAACUUCUCUGAGUUUUAUGUGGAGCUGGAGGCAAACAACGAGGGCGUCGAGUGCCUGCGGCUGCUCAACGAGAUCAUUGCUGACUUUGAUGAGAUCAUCAGCGAGGAGCGGUUCCGGCAGCUGGAGAAGAUCAAGACGAUUGGUAGCACCUACAUGGCCGCCUCCGGGCUGAACGCCAGCACCUAUGAUCAGGUGGGCCGCUCCCACCUCACUGCCCUUGCCGACUAUGCCAUGCGGCUCAUGGAGCAGAUGAAGCACAUCAAUGAGCACUCCUUCAACAAUUUCCAGAUGAAGAUUGGGCUGAACAUGGGCCCAGUCGUGGCAGGCGUCAUUGGGGCUCGGAAGCCGCAGUAUGACAUCUGGGGGAACACGGUGAAUGUCUCUAGUCGCAUGGACAGCACGGGGGUUCCCGACCGAAUCCAGGUCUGUGUGUGUCCUUGUGCUCCUGCUCCUCAGCUAUCCACCCCAGGUUGCCUCUGUCCCGUGGGCCUCUGUCUUCUUGGAAUAAGGCAGGGCUCCCUAUUUCAAUGGAUGGAGAAAGAUGCCCAGGUUGCACAGGAGCGGGAUGGGAUGUGUAGCAAGAGGAGAGUGGCCCUGGGGAGAGAAGUCCUUUUUGUGCCAAAUCCCUAAGUGCCGUUUGGGGACCACGUGUGCAGCAUGACUGUCUCCCUGCCUGGGGCAGGAACCCAAGCGCCUGCUUGGGCCCAGAGUUCCAUGUGCUUGAACUUGGGGGUUUGGUGGGCAGAGUCUUGGGAAUUUCCUGGGUCCCCCAGCUUGUGUUCUGGGACAUGGUGUGCUUUGGGACUGGGGUAGCAUGGGCUCCCUCUCAGGACCCAGAUAUUGGUACUAGGGGAUGGGGCAGGGAAACCUUAAACUUUACCUUCCCGAGCUAUCAGCCAUGUCCUUGGCUUCUCAGUCAAAGCCUGCAAGGGUUGGCAGAAGGGUUAGGAGGUUGGAUUCCAGAUUCCCUUCCUUCCUUUUGCCCCGUUCCCCACAACCUUCUCCUUGAUUCUGGCCUGAAUUAUUUGGUGCCUUGGUUUUUCAGUCUGUACUUAUUUAAGCCAGAGGCAUUAGCUUGAUUUUCCUUGGAGAUAGCUUUGUCUUGGAGGUGACUAGAGAAGUGGCAGAGAGAGGGUCCCCAGAGUUGCUGAUUUGGAGGAAUGGAAGGGGUAGGUAGCUCUCUUGCCUUUCCUCUUGUCCCUUUGACUCCAGCUCCCUGUGGAGGUCUGGUUUCUGACUCAUUGCUGCCUGCCUCGGGGAAUCUUCAUUAUCAACUAAAUGGGGCAUCAGGCACUUCAUUAGCCAGGGCAGAAGGAGGGGAAAAGACUAGUUGGUUCAGGCAGAAAAUUGUCUCCCUUUCCCCCAGUCAUAUCCCUGGAUAGGAAGGGACUGCUUAGUGCCAUGGUGGGGAGUAAGUAGGCCCAAGUGGGAAGACCUCAGCCUUGGUGACUGGUCUCUGCUUCUUGCCAGGUGGGAAGGGGCCUGUCCACACCCUGCUCCCUGAACCACAGUGCCAGCCAUGCCCCUCCCUUGGGCUACCACUGCCCCCUUCCUCACCAGUUGGUGGGGGAAUCAGGGGAUGGGAGGCCCAUGGGCUUUGGUUUUCUAAUGUAACCACUGUGGGAGGGUGGAGGGUGGUGUACCAUGUAUUUCAGUGAAAUAUUUAAUAUAUUUAAAUAUCAAUAAAAUCAAACUCUUUGUAAAAUU